ACCAGACGGACGUCUUUUCCAAAGCAUAAUCACAUAAUCACCACAAACAACACACAACAGACGGCCUGUGUCAAACAGAACGAACCCCCCGAUCUCAGGGAGCAGAGCCAACCAAGGCGCUCUCCCAUCUGUUUUUCUUUGUCAGACAAGAUGGCGCCCCGGUUAGCGCCACGCUGCCUACAACUGCUCCGACCUCGCCUCCAGCCUCAGUUUAUCACUCCUCCCACCAGUUCCUCCCUGUCACCAUCCUCCUCCUGCAUCUCCGGCAAUGUCGCACUCCUCCUCCCCCGAAUCUCCCAGCGCGGCGUAAAGUCCGGCUGGUCCACCCUUAAACCCCGAGACGCCCACCAGGCCCGUUACAACCAGGCGCCCGGCCUGCCCGAGCUGUCGGCGGGGCCCGACGCGGCCCUGGCCCGCAAGGAGAAGACGACACCGCUCCGCACGGGCGUGCUCGCCGUCAAGAAGGGGAUGACGUCCGUCUUCGUCGGCAAGAAGCGCGUCCCCGCCACCGUCCUGCAGCUGGACCAGGUCCAGGUCGUCGCCACCCGGCACCGCGAGAAGCACGGCUACUGGGCCGUCCAGGUCGGCCUGGGCCAGAAGGAACCGCGCAACGUCACCCGGCCGCUGCUGGGCUACUUCGAGGCCAAGGGCGUCUACCCGAAGCGCCACCUCGCCGAGUUCCGCGUCCGCAACGAGGAGGGCCUGCUCCCCGUCGGCGUGCAGCUGCUCCCGGACUGGUUCCAGAAGGGCCAGUACGUCGACGUCCGGUCCAACAGCCGCGGCAUGGGCUUCGCCGGCGGUAUGAAGAGGUGGGGUUUCGCCGGCCAGGGCGCGUCCCACGGUAACUCCCUGAACCACCGUACCAUGGGUACCGCCGGUCCCUCGCAGGGUUCCGGUUCCAGGGUCAUGCCGGGGAAGAAGAUGCCGGGCCGGAUGGGCAACGAGCGCGUCACGGUGCAGAACUUGACGGUUCUGCAGGUCGACAAUGAGCUGGGCAUCGUCAUCGUCAGCGGGCCCGUGGCGGGUCCCAAGGGGUGUGUCGUCCAGCUGCAGGACGCCGUGAAGCGCAAGCCCCCAGCAAUGCCCUACCGAGAGGCCAAGCUGGUCGAGCUGCUUGAGAAUAACAAGGAUGCCGAGGCUAAGCUGCAGGAAGCCCGAGAGAGGCAUCUUGCCAUGAAGGAACAGAGGAGGGCCAAAGUCGAGCUGGCAUGAAAGUCGUUGUUAGAUGGAAGUGACGACAGGUUGGAGGAGCGAAAAGAGAACGGAAGUGGAAAUGGGGGACACGCGCCACGGAUGGCAAAAUUGAUCAACCCCCAUGCGGGAAGGGGUGGAUAACAUGGAAGGAGAUAGAUAUAAUUUUGUACAAUACACAUACAUGUUGUACAUGUAGGUCAAUCGGGUGUGAGGCGCUAUAUCGAUGCCUCCCGACAGAAAACACGAGGGGGGUAGGCGACUUUUCCCUUCCCGUAAGCGUCCUGUCCCAAAACUACGCUCGAGUCCCACGCUU
This is a messenger RNA of Sodiomyces alkalinus F11, 1507 nucleotides long. Its product is annotated as 54S ribosomal protein L9. Lineage: Eukaryota; Fungi; Ascomycota; Sordariomycetes; Glomerellales; Plectosphaerellaceae. Gene Ontology annotation, molecular function: structural constituent of ribosome. Gene Ontology annotation, biological process: translation. The record is from RefSeq and is a predicted model, not a curated record. The coding region runs from base 151 to 1212 and encodes 353 amino acids. The transcript has a single exon. Gene Ontology annotation, cellular component: mitochondrial large ribosomal subunit; ribosome.